Molecule: messenger RNA, 1757 nt
Organism: Betta splendens (Siamese fighting fish)
Lineage: Eukaryota; Metazoa; Chordata; Actinopteri; Anabantiformes; Osphronemidae
Gene: dph2
Product: diphthamide biosynthesis 2
Exons: 7
Coding region: 131-1609 (492 amino acids)
Biological process (GO): protein histidyl modification to diphthamide
Molecular function (GO): 2-(3-amino-3-carboxypropyl)histidine synthase activity
Source: RefSeq, a predicted model, not a curated record
UGAACCGGAAGUAUUCUGGCGGAAGAAAUAACGUCUUACGGUUACCACGUGUGUUUGUGUCAAAGGGAUUGUUGACGUUUUUCGAUAUUCGUAAAGGAACUGAACCGUACAAGGUGCUUCCUGUUCAGUUAUGGCUGAUGCGUUCAGCAGCAGCUCGGAAACGGUCAUUCAGCGUUCGAUAGACGUUGCAGCGAGAACGAACACCGCUCCAGAGAAACUUGAGGAGUUGUAUGAAAUUAAAAAGACCUGUGACUUUAUAAGUCAGCGCCAAUUUAAAAAGGUUGCGCUGCAGUUUCCAGACGAGCUGCUGGUUGACUCAGUGUUGGUAGCAGCUGAGAUAGAGAAAAACAGCAGUGCCAAAACCUUCAUUUUGGGAGACACCUCAUAUGGCAGUUGCUGUGUGGAUGAAGUCGCGGCGGAGCACGUGGGAGCUGACUGCAUCGUGCACUACGGCGGCGCCUGCCUGAGCCCCUGCAGAAGGCUGCCCUUGAUGUAUGUGUUUGAGAAAAGGCCAGUGGAUGUGGAGAAGUGUGCUGCAGCAUUCAGGGACCUGUACCCUGGCACACAGAGUCACGCCAUCAUCCUAUACGAUGUCAACUACUCUCAUGCUAUCAGUGAUGUUCUGUCUCUCUUGUCUGCGGAGUAUCCGAACCUCGUCACCUCAGAACUUGUUGUCGAAGGGGAUCAGUGUUACAGUCAUGGACAGUUAAAAAAUCAACCUAAUGACAGUUGUGUAUCGGAGCGAGACAACAACCACGUGAUUUUUCAGUUUGGAAGGCGGUUUUCCUUGAAAAGUGGUUUAAGUAUAACAGAUUACACCAUGUUCUAUGUUGGUGAGGAGGGAGCCACUCUGAGAAACUUCAUGAUGACUUGGAACCGCUGCUCGUUCUGCUCCUUUGACCCCGUGACGGCGACGGGACGAGCCGAGUCUGUCAGCAUCAACCGCGCGCUGAUGAAGCGUUACUAUGCCAUAGAAAAGGCCAAGGACGCCAGCGUGGUCGGCAUCCUGGUGGGCACGCUGGGGGUGAGCGACUACCUCGCCGUCCUCCAGCAGCUGAAGGACACCGUUCGCGGGGCUGGCAAGAAGAGCUACACGUUCGCCGUGGGGAAGCUGAACGUGCCCAAGCUGGCAAACUUCCUCGAAAUUGACAUUUUCGUUUUAAUCGCGUGCCCUGAAAACUCACUGUUGGACACAAGUGAGUUCUACAAACCCGUGGUGACGCCGUUCGAGAUGGAGGUGGCCUGCAACAGGAACAGAGAGUGGUCUGAGGAGUAUGUCACAGACUUCCAGCGUCUCCUGCCAGGGGGACAAAGCCACGUGCCCUUGGCCGAUCAGCAGGAGGAGGACGAGACUGAUGUGUCCCUAAUCACCGGAGAGCUGCGAAGCCACAGCCUGUUGAAGAGUGAGCCUGAAGCCUCAUGUGGCUCCUCUGUGGUCCUCAGGAACCAGACGAUGACUGUAGCCAACACAGGCUCAGCUGCAUCUUUUCUGGCGCAUCGAAGCUGGCGUGGCUUAGAGCAAAAGCUGGGAGAGACGCCUGUGGUGAAAGCAGUAGAGGGCAGAAGAGGUAUAGCUAUUGCCUAUGAAGAGGAAGGGACGCCUUCAUGAUCCACAAAUACUCUUCAAGGUCUUCCAGUUGUUUAAUUAAGACUAGCCGCAGUUACAUACAUGUGUGUUCUGUGUAUAAUGCAUAAUUACUGGAGCUGGAAAAAUUCCCUUUCCAUAAACACCAGAUUUGAACAGUUUUGUCACUGUA